GUCAUUUUGUUUGAUAAUAAUAUAUAAUUACUACAUGUAGGAUCAAAAUAUUGGGAAGAAGAAAAGCUUAAAGGAAAUAGCAAUGGAAGGAGAGAGAAAGGAAGAAACCUUGCCGCCGGGAUUUCGGUUUCACCCAACAGAUGAAGAACUCAUCACUUACUAUCUUGUAAACAAGAUUUCAGAUGCUAGCUUUACAGGAAGAGCAAUUGCUGAUGUUGAUCUCAACAAGUGCGAGCCCUGGGACCUUCCCGGGAAGGCAAAAAUGGGAGAAAAAGAGUGGUAUUUCUUCAGCCUUCGGGAUCGAAAAUACCCAACUGGUGUAAGAACAAACCGAGCAACGAACACUGGUUACUGGAAGACCACAGGAAAAGACAAGGAGAUCUUCAACAGUGUCACAUCAGAGUUGGUUGGGAUGAAGAAGACCUUAGUGUUUUACAGAGGGAGAGCUCCAAGGGGAGAGAAAACCAACUGGGUCAUGCAUGAAUAUCGUAUUCACUCUAAAUCUUCUUUUAGAACUACCAAGGAUGAAUGGGUGGUUUGCCGUGUGUUCCAGAAGAGUGCAGGGGUGAAAAAGUACCCCUCAAAUCAGUCGAGAGCAGUGAAUCCCUACAAUUUGGAAAUAGGAGCAAGUCUGAUACCUCCGGCAAUGAUACAGGCAGAGAACUAUCACUUCCCUAUGGGACGGAACUACGCAGAAGUAGCGGAGCUUUCCAGGGUUCUAAGGGGUGGUCAAAGUUCUACUGUAAAUCUACCAAUUCAAUCCCAAAUCAACUAUCCAGGAGGGUUUACUAUAUCCGGACUGAAUUUGAAUCUUGGAGGCGCCUCCACGCAGCCUGUGAAUGUGAUGCGACCAAUAUUGCAGCCUCCGCAGCAACCACCACCACCAAUGCAUCAACAAGACGUUACGGCCACCUUGAUGACCACCGCUGCUUCUUUUGCAGCAGAGAAUGGGUAUGGCGCGGAGAUCAAUCAUAAUACAAAUGGGCCAAGCAACAGAUUCUUGACCAUGGAGAAUUGCAUGGACUUAGAUAACUAUUGGCCCACGUACUAAAGGACAAAGCAAAAUCAAAAUCGAGCAAAUCUCCCCAAGUUUGUUUUGGUAAUAUAUAGAUCAGUAGUUAAUUAUAUACAAGUAUCUGUUUAGUUUGGAUUAAUACUUUAUAAUUCCCCUCAUAACAUUGGGGGAAUUUAAUGGGUCAAACACCCAU
Durio zibethinus is the source of this 1208-nucleotide messenger RNA. It is a transcript of the gene NAC038, whose product is annotated as NAC domain containing protein 38. Gene Ontology annotation, molecular function: DNA binding. The record is from RefSeq and is a predicted model, not a curated record. Gene Ontology annotation, biological process: regulation of DNA-templated transcription. Lineage: Eukaryota; Viridiplantae; Streptophyta; Magnoliopsida; Malvales; Malvaceae.